Messenger RNA from Choloepus didactylus (southern two-toed sloth), 4012 nucleotides. It is a transcript of the gene RGL3, whose product is annotated as ral guanine nucleotide dissociation stimulator like 3. Gene Ontology annotation, molecular function: guanyl-nucleotide exchange factor activity. Bases 470 to 2632 code for a protein of 720 amino acids. NCBI's taxonomy places the organism in Eukaryota, Metazoa, Chordata, Mammalia, Pilosa, Megalonychidae. The record is from RefSeq and is a predicted model, not a curated record. Gene Ontology annotation, biological process: positive regulation of GTPase activity; Ras protein signal transduction. The transcript is spliced from 18 exons. Gene Ontology annotation, cellular component: plasma membrane.
CCCCUCCCCGUCCCGUGGUGCCCGCGGCCCUUCCGCCCUCACUCGGCGGCGCCGCGGAGCGGGACGGGCGCGCAGCAUGGAGCGGGCGGCGGGCAAGGAGCUCGCCCUGGUAAGGGGGCUGGGGGUCCCGAGACCCCACAUCCCUGGCGACCCCCAGAUGCAGAAACCCCAGGCCGCCGCUUCCCCCUAAUCCGGACGUCUCGGACCCUCCGGGGAGCGCCCAGCGGGGUUUUGGGGCGGUGGGGGCUCACGGCCGGUGACCCAGGGAAGCGGCGGGGUCCUUUUAGGAAUAGAGCGGGGCUCUCGGAGCCAGUCUGCGGAGGGAGUAGAAACAGAUGUCCCAAAGGCCACCCCAGGCCCCCCAAGACCUGCGGCGCGGAGUUGGGGGGGGUGUCCUGCCUGGAGUCUCACAGCGUCGGGCUGGGAAGGGGGGUUCACCGGCCGGGAAGGUCGGGCCGAGGGCGCGCGGAUGAGGGGACCGGUCCCCCCGCGGCUCCCUGAGCGGGGUCCCGGCGUCCAGACGCCGUUGCAGGGCUGGGGCGAGGAGACCGAGGACGGCGCGGUGUACAGCGUGUCCCUGCGGCGGCAGCGCAGCCAGCGCCGGAGCCCGGGGGAGGGGCCUGGGGGCAGCCAGGCCCCCAGCCCCGCGGCCGAGGCCUUCCUCCAUUACCGCACCAGCAAGGUGCGGGCGCUGCGGGCGGCGCGGCUGGAGCGGUUGGUGUGCGAGCUGGCGUCGGGGGACCGCGAGCAGGAUCCCGGCUUCGUGCCCGCCUUCCUGGCCACGCACCGGGCCUUCGUGCCCACUGCCCGCGUGCUGAGCCUCCUGCUGCCACCGCCGCCACCGCCACCGCCACCGCCACCCCCGAGGGUAGAGAUCAAGAAGACAGAGGGGCAAGAUCUGAGCUUCAACAAGAACCUGAGGGCUGUCAUCUCGGUGCUGGGCUCCUGGCUACAAGAUCACCCCGAGGACUUCCGUGACCCGCCUGCCCACCCAGGCCUGGGCAGCAUUCGAGCCUUUCUGAGCUGGGCAGCCCCCGGGGGUGCCGAGGCCCAGGAGGCCGAGAAGCUGCUGGGAGAUUUCCUGUUGGAAGCUGAGCAGGAACCAGAAGAGGAGAAAAUGCCCCAGGCCCCGGCAGGACCUCAGGGAGCUGUCCAGGCUCCAGGCCCAGACUCCCCGGAGGGCUGCCCGGAGGAGGAGGCCGAGCUGGUGCAGGACGGCCCCGAGCUCCUGGACUUCAGUGCGGAGGAGGUGGCCGAGCAACUGACCCUGAUGGACGUGGAGCUCUUCUCGCGCGUGCGGCCCUGCGAGUGCCUGGGCUCGGUGUGGUCGCAGCGGGACCGGCCGGGGGCGGCGGGCAGCGCCCCCACCGUGCGCGCCACCGUGGCCCAGUUCAACCGCGUGACGGGCUGCGUGCUGGGCUCGGUGCUCGCGGCGCCCGGCCUGGCCGCCCCGCAGAGGGCGCAGCGGCUGGAGAAGUGGAUCCGCAUUGCGCAGCGCUGCCGAGACCUGCGGAACUUCUCCUCCUUGCGCGCCAUCCUGUCCGCCCUGCAGUCUAACCCCAUAUACCGCCUGAAGCGCAGCUGGGGCGCCGUGAGCCGGGAACCGCUCUCCACCUUCCGGAAGCUUUCCCAGAUUUUCUCCGACGAGAACAACCACCUCAGCUGCAGAGAGAUUCUUUCCCAGGAGGAGGCCACCGAGGGACCCCAAACGGAGGACACAUCCCCAGGAGGCCUGUCCUCAAAGCCGCCCCCUGGCCCUGUCCCCUACCUCGGCACCUUCCUCACGGACCUGGUGAUGCUGGACACGGCCCUGCCGGACGUGCUGGAGGGGGACCUCAUCAAUUUUGAGAAGCGGAGGAAGGAGUGGGAGAUCCUGGCCCACAUCCAGCAGCUGCAGCGGCGUUGUCGGAGCUACUGCCUGAGACCACGGACCCCCAUCCUCGCCGCCCUGCACGCCCAGCGCCGGCUCAGCGAGGAGCAGAGCUACCGCGUCUCCCGUGUCAUCGAGCCACCGGCCGCCUCCUGCCCCAGCUCCCCACGUGUCCAGCGACGCAUCAGCCUCACCAAGCGGCUCAGCGCGAAGCUGUCGCGAGAGAAGGGCUCGUCCCCCGGCGGGAGCCUUGGGGACCCCUCAUCCCCCACUUCCAGUCUGUCCCCAGGGUCCCCUCCAUCCAGCCCUGGAAACGCGGACCCUCCUCCAGGCAGCCCUCCAGCCUCCCCAGGGCCCCAAAGCCCCAGCACCAAGCUGCCCCCAAGCCUGGACCUCCCGGGACCCCGGCCCCCAGACGUGCCCCUGAGUGACCCUCGCAACCCGCUCCCGGGGCAGCCGGGCUCGGACGCCCGCGUCAUCCGCGUCAGCAUCGACAAUGACCACGGAAACCUGUAUCGGAGCAUCUUGCUCACGAGCCAGGACAAGGCCCCCAGCGUGGUGCAGCGGGCCUUGCAGAAGCACAGCGUGGGGCAGCGCUGGGCCCGCGACUACCAGCUCUUUCAGGUCCUCCCUGGGGACAGGGAGCUGCUGAUCCCAGACAAUGCCAACGUCUUCUACGCGAUGAGUCCGGCGGCCCCCGGAGACUUUGUGCUGCGGCGCAAGGGGUGGGCUCGGCGCCCGCCCCCCAUCUCCACAAACUGAGAUGCUCUUCUCCCUCAAGGACAUAAGCCCCGAGGGCCUGUAUCACCAGGGGGUGUGGGGGCCCCUCUCCCCAAAAGCCCCCAGCCCCCAGUAGAUGUCAUUGUGCUUUAUACCCCAUGAUCCCCCAACUUUAGCCCAUCAGACCCCGUCUUCUGAUCUUGACACUGGGUCGUUGUGCCUAAGACAUCAGCCUGUGCGGUGGCUGGUGGAGAGCUACACCCCAUAAACAUAGAAGGGGACAGGGCAUUGGGGGGUGUCCGACCCCUCCCCAGAGAACACUUGUAACUGUUGGAGACACAGAAUGGACAGAAAACAGUGAACAAAGUUACAAAACAGGAAUCGGUCUGGUUUUUUUCUUUGUACCUGUUUACCGCGUUGACUCUUCGUCAAGAUAGAAAAACAAAACAAAAGCAAAGAAAAUGUCAGAGCCGUAAGAGAGGGCUGAGUGAGGCCAGGGAGGGCCCAGUCACACACAGAGGGGUCAGGACACCCUCCCCCAACAUGUCAUCUAUGUCUCCUUGGUGGUAGGUAGGGGAGAGUGAAGAAAUGAAAUUCGAUCAGAGUGGAGACAUACAGCAUCAUCAACCAUGAAUCAGGAAGGGCCGUGACACAGAAAGGAUGGGACUUAGCUGCCUGUCAGUCCUGGGGUGAGAAGAAGAAACAGGUAGAGAAGGCAGAGAGGAAGUUAGCUCUGGGACCACUUCAACAGAGCAGCAAUAAAAGUAAUCCGCUCACUUAUGAGCUCCUACUAUGUGCUGGACAUCAACUAAGGGCUUUACAGCUCACUCUGUUAAUCAAGGUUCUUUCUGUUUCAAAUUGGAUCAAGAACCCAAUUCCAACUGGCUUGUGCAAAAAAAAGGAAAUUUCAUAUUUCAUAUCAUUGAAAAGUCUAAUGGGUCUGGCUUCAGGCACAGUUGGAUCCAGGAGCUCAAAAGAUGUCAUUUGUAUUUAGUCACCGUCAGCUGGCCCUCUUUGCUCUGAGAAUGAGAUCGUCCACUGACAUCCCACCCCAAAUCCAAUCACCUUCUGUGGGACUAGAACCCCUGAUUUUUAGCUGCCACUCAAAGUUAAAAUCACAUUUCUCAUCUCCCUUGCCCCAAGGUGGGGUCAUGUGACCAAGCCCUGGACAAUGAGAUGUAAAGGAAAGAAUGGGCCGAUCCCAGGUACUGCCCUUAAAAGGAAGGGGUGUGUCCUCCCGUUCUCUCUUUUCUGCCUCCUUCUGGCUGGAAUGAAGGCGUGGAUUGGAUUGGAUGGUUCACACUCGCUGAAUAACUGGGGAAGUCACUGGAAGGAGCCUGUGACUCUGAGACCAGGGAUCUGCCAUAUUGGAUUUCUGCCAUUUGGGUUUUCACAUAAGGGAAAAAUAAAUGUCUAUCUUAA